This is a messenger RNA of Oryzias melastigma (Indian medaka), 1744 nucleotides long. It is a transcript of the gene gpd1b, whose product is annotated as glycerol-3-phosphate dehydrogenase 1b. The record is from RefSeq and is a predicted model, not a curated record. The transcript has 8 exons. Gene Ontology annotation, molecular function: glycerol-3-phosphate dehydrogenase [NAD(P)+] activity; protein homodimerization activity; NAD binding. Bases 256 to 1311 code for a protein of 351 amino acids. Gene Ontology annotation, biological process: carbohydrate metabolic process; glycerol-3-phosphate catabolic process. Gene Ontology annotation, cellular component: cytosol; glycerol-3-phosphate dehydrogenase (FAD) complex. NCBI's taxonomy places the organism in Eukaryota, Metazoa, Chordata, Actinopteri, Beloniformes, Adrianichthyidae.
GGAGGAACCCCUCAUCGUCAUGGUUCUUUGUUGACAUGGAGCUGCAGUGAUGUGAUCAGGUGAGAUGGAUCAGUGUGUUGCUGCCUCACACAGACUCCCCCCACCCCUCCCUCCUUCCUGUGUGACCGUCACGCUGCAGAGCAGACCAACCCCGAGGAGGGGGUGUUCCUGAGCUGCAGCUGCUAUAAAGACCAGGGGAAGGGACUCCCAGCAUGUCUUCACACUGAAAGCAACUGCUGGACAGCCGGUCACGUGAUGGCAGCGCCCAAGAAAGUGUGUGUGAUCGGCUCAGGGAACUGGGGCUCUGCUAUUGCCAAAAUUGUUGGUGCCAAUGCAGCCAAGUACGACACGUUUGACAGCACGGUGAAGAUGUGGGUGUUUGAGGAGACGGUGAACGGCCGGAAGCUCAGCGAGAUCAUCAACACAGACCAUGAGAAUGUGAAGUACCUGCCCGGUCAUAAGCUGCCACACAAUGUGCUAGCUGUUCCAGACUUGGUUGAGACGGUCAAGGAAGCAGACAUUCUGAUAUUUGUGGUGCCGCACCAGUUUAUUGCAAAAGUGUGCGACACCAUCAAGGACCACAUAAAGAAAGAUGCUGUUGGGAUGUCUCUCAUCAAGGGUGUGGAUGCAGGUCCUGAAGGUCUGAAGCUCAUCUCUGAGGUCAUCCGGGGGAAUCUCGGCAUCACCAUGACCGUGCUCAUGGGGGCAAACAUCGCCAACGAGGUGGCUGAUGAAAAGUUCUGUGAAACAACCAUAGGGUGUAAGGACAAAGUAUAUGGACCACUGCUGAAGGAGCUCAUGCAGACCCCCAACUUCCGUGUGACUGUGGUGGAGGAGUCUGAUGUGGUGGAGAUCUGCGGUGCUCUAAAGAACAUUGUAGCCGUGGGAGCUGGGUUUUGUGACGGCCUGGGAUUUGGCGACAACACCAAGGCAGCAGUGAUACGUCUCGGCCUAAUGGAGAUGAUUGCCUUUGCAAGACUCUUUUGCACAGACUGCGCCGUCUCCCCGGCAACCUUCCUGGAGAGCUGCGGUGUCGCCGACCUCAUCACAACCUGCUACGGAGGACGCAACCGAAAGAUUGGAGAGGCCUUUGCCAAAACAGGAAAAAGUAUUGAGCAGCUGGAGAGUGAGCUGCUGAACGGGCAGAAGCUCCAGGGUCCAGCAACAGCCAGUGAAGUCCACCAGAUAUUGAAACAGAAAAGCAUGAUAGAGAAGUUUCCUCUUUUCACUGCUGUUUUUGAGAUCUGCUUCGAUGGCCGACCUGUCACAGAGUUCAUUAGCUGUUUGCAAAGCCAUCCAGAGCACAUGUAAAACACGAACAGCACAUUUCAUUUAGGAGGAGGGUUUAAUUAAAUGCUGGUGUAUGAACCUGUAUUAGAAAGAAAAGUUUUAGAGAGAAAACUAAUCUGAUUUCUAUAUCAUGUAUCAGUUUCUGUUAAGUUUUUAAAAAGAAAACCAUGUUUAAAAUGUGAUCAUUCUUCUUUUACCUGACAUGCUGUUUCUGUUUUUAGAGAUACUUUUUUCAAGUCUUAAAUAUCGUAAUAAGAAAAUAGUUACCACAGUGUUGUCAAACCUUACAGAAAUCUUUAAAUAAAUGUGUCUUUUUCAGUCAUGCAUGUCCUCUCCAAAGGAAAGCGCUGAGAUAAAAACCACUCCAACAAGAUGUUUUUCAACUAGACCUUAUAAAAUGUAACAACUCGCUCCACAGAGAUGAAUUUUGAAAUAAACUGUUUGCCUGUUCUUA